UGCGCAAAAGAAAACUGAAUUUUAUUGUCUGUUUAAAAUCAUUAAAUAAAGUACCUAUCUGACUGUGACACAUCACAAUUACAUCGUGGUAAAAUCGUAGCCUGGCUGUGUGUAGCCUUGUUCCUGAUUGGGUAUUUACGAUAUUUCGUCAACAAAGUGGGUGGUUCCCUAAUACAUUUCCGGAAACAUGGAGGCUGUUGUGAGUGAUCUGGUAGCCCCCGAGGACCUUUUGAAAUUCGAGAAGAAGUACAACAGUGAGCUGUUGAAAGGCUCUGUGUCCAGAGAGACUAAGUUUGAGUAUGCAUGGUGUCUGAUACGAAGCAAGUACUCAGCUGACAUCAGAAAAGGAAUUGUGCUGUUGGAGGAGCUAGUUCAAAAGGGAUCGAAGGAUGACUCCAGAGACUUUCUGUUCUACCUAGCUGUAGCCAACUAUAGACUAAAGGAGUAUGAGAAGGCCCUGAAGUACAUCCGAACCCUUCUAAAGAAUGAACCUGGUAACAAGCAGGCUAUAGAGCUGGAAAAGCUAAUAGACAAGGCCUUGAAGAAAGAUGGCCUGGUCGGCAUGGCAAUCGUUGGAGGAAUUGGCCUAGGGGUGGCCGGAUUAGCGGGCCUCAUCGGAUUGGCUGUGUCCAAGGGUGCCAAGUCCUAACAAGGAGGGAUGGAGGGCCGUGGCAGUGCUAAUACACCCCUUCAAGAUAGACUCAUUCUUUGACUCUGCUUAACCAACUCAAAGCGCAGUUUGAAGUGGCUGGCUAUACUGAAUCCCAAGGAAAGCCCUUGAUUCCGAAAAUGAAUAUAGUUUUGGGGAAUAAUGUUUUGGACUAAGUUCUGACAAUGGCUCGCAAACUAUGAGGGUUUUUCAAAGAUGGCCUUAAAUUGAAAUGUUUUCACAUUUUAACAGAAGUUUAGAUUUAAAGUAAAUUUAGAUGUUAUUGUUGUAUUCAUAUUGUACUUGUAAAUAAAAUUGAAACAUGUCUUUCUGCUUAAUUAAUAAACGUUCACAAUUUCCAUCUGUGUGUACGUUAGCAUGCACCUGAGCAUCCACUUUCCUGUUAGCAUGGUGGCAUGUGGGGUUUUGUAUUUAUUCAUGAAGGUGAAAUUGUAUUUUCUUUGUUAUUGUCACAGCCUGUUAAAAAAAAAAAAAUGCAGAGAAUAGGACUUGAGGGAAGUGCUUUAGGUUCAGCGGUACUUGUUUUAUCUUUAAGGAAUUUAGUCAAACAAAGUCUGCAGUUACUGCACUGUAUUCUUACAUUGAGGUAUUUUGCCAAAGUUUUGUUUCAACUGUUUUGUCAUGAGGGAGGCGUCCUUUGGAAAUGGGCUUUGGGCAUGAUGACAUGAAAUUGUUAUGCUUAAAGCAACAAAAAACUGCCUUGAAUGUAGGAAUGUUUUAUUAUUAUUUCCCUGGCUAAAGUUGAUUUGUUUUUCCUACACAAUGCAGUACACCUUCAAAAUGCAGAAUAAAGUCUCACCUACUAAACAUAAUAGAACUUAUCAUCACAAUUUGGAACAUCCAAUUUUCUAACAAUAAAUACUAUGAUAUUGGUUUGGAUUGUUAAUAAAAAUGUGAAGUUGCUCACUACAA
Molecule: messenger RNA, 1582 nt
Organism: Hypomesus transpacificus
Lineage: Eukaryota; Metazoa; Chordata; Actinopteri; Osmeriformes; Osmeridae
Gene: fis1
Product: fission, mitochondrial 1
Exons: 5
Coding region: 188-649 (153 amino acids)
Biological process (GO): mitochondrial fragmentation involved in apoptotic process; autophagy of mitochondrion; peroxisome fission
Cellular component (GO): peroxisomal membrane; mitochondrial outer membrane
Molecular function (GO): protein binding
Source: RefSeq, a predicted model, not a curated record